This is a messenger RNA of Sorex fumeus (smoky shrew), 3945 nucleotides long. It is a transcript of the gene ZNF541, whose product is annotated as zinc finger protein 541. The transcript has 15 exons. The record is from RefSeq and is a predicted model, not a curated record. NCBI's taxonomy places the organism in Eukaryota, Metazoa, Chordata, Mammalia, Eulipotyphla, Soricidae. Gene Ontology annotation, cellular component: transcription regulator complex; histone deacetylase complex. Gene Ontology annotation, biological process: regulation of transcription by RNA polymerase II; negative regulation of DNA-templated transcription. Bases 1 to 3945 code for a protein of 1314 amino acids. Gene Ontology annotation, molecular function: transcription corepressor activity.
AUGGACCAGUACAGUCUCGGCGACGAGGGGGCCCUUCCAGCAGAGCUGCACCUGCCCCCGUUCUCUGAGAACCAGAGCCUCAACUGCAGUGACCCCCUCAACCGCGACCUGGGCCCUGGCCCCCGUGACCUGCUCUACGCUGGCCUGGGUGGUUUGGACCUCGACCCCAGCCUGCCGGCCCCUGAGGUGCCCAGCGAGGCUCUGGAGGACAACCUGGACACCCUGUCCCUCUACUCAGGCAAGGACAGUGACCCCACAAAGCUGCUGGAGGAGUGUACUGACCCCGAGUCUCAGGCAGCCUUGCAGGACCUGGGGCUUGGCAUGCUGAAGGCCCCGAAGGAGGCUGAAGAAGGUGGCAGGGCGGCCUCGGGCAGUGCCCGGAAGGGCCGGCGACAGCACAGCUCCCCACAGAACCCACUUCUGGACUGCAGCCUGUGUGGAAAGGUGUUCAGCAGUGCCAGCUCGCUCAGCAAACAUUACCUGACGCACAGCCAGGAGAGGAAGCACGUCUGCAAGAUCUGCAGCAAGGCGUUCAAGCGCCAGGACCACCUGACCGGGCACAUGCUCACCCACCAGAAGACCAAGCCCUUUGUGUGCAUCGAGCAGGGCUGCGGCAAGAGCUACUGUGACUACCGCUCGCUGCGGCGGCACUACGAGGUCCAGCAUGGCCUGUGUGUGCUCAAGGAGGCGCCCCUGGAUGAGGAGGCCCUGGUGGACUCCCCCCAUGCCCAUGAGGCGGCCGGCCUGCGGCCCCUGGUACCCCCCGAGGCCCGCUCACCCGGCUCGCUGCUGCCCAGCCGGGACCUGCUGCGCUGUAUUGUCAGCAGCAUUGUGCACCAGAAGAUGCCGUCCCCAGGCCCCGUGCUGGCUGAUGGCGAAGGGAGGCCUGCGGCCUGCCCCUGCCCACCCCCCACAGGGCCCCCCUGCACCCUGGUGGGCACCCCCACCGUCCCUGAAGGGCCCGACGAGCCCCGCUCUCUGCGGAAGGAGCCUGCAGACACCCGAGCAGCAGAGAAUGGCGGCCCUGACCUGGCCGAGGCCGAGCCUGUGCCGCUCCAGCUACCAUCCACCCUGGAGGCCUGGCCCGACAGCAGCCCCCUGCCCACUUGCCUGCCCCUGUUCCGAGGCCAGGCUGGCCCUUCAGGCGCACCACCAGCUGGCCAUGGCUUCCAGUGGCUGCGGAACCUGCCGGGCUGCCCCAAAGGCAAAGGCAACAGCCUGUUUGUGGUGCACAAGCCACCCACCGGGCUGGCCCGCGAGGGCCCACAGGCCGGCUCCACGCCUUCUCCCGAUGAGCCAGAGCCCCUGCCCAGCUCAGGGCCUGGCCUGGAGGAGGCGCUGCCCUUCCCACCCUCACUCCUAAAGGUGUCUGGGGAGGUGGUGGGCGACCCCCGCUACGCUGGAGGGGAUGACGACAGCUGGGCAACCAAGAAGAGCAAGUUUGAGAGCGAGGCCCUGGCCUGGCCCGGCCCCGCGGAGCUGGGCGCACUGCCCCCCGACGCCACCCCGCUCUUCCGCCAGCUCUUCCUCAAGUCACAGGAGCCAAUGGUGAGCCCCGAGCAGAUGCAGGUGCUGCAGAUGCUUGCCAAGUCCCAGCGCCUCUUCCCGCAUGCGCCCGGGACAGCUGGGUCCUGGCCGCAGCAGUCCCCACUCCUGCCACCUGCUGCAGCUGAUGCUGUGCACAUUGGGGCCGGGAACCCUGAGCCCGAGGGCUCCCCAGCCCGCCGGAGGAAAGGCUCGGCCACCUUCCCCAGGGAGGCCUCCCCGGGCAGCAGCAGACGCGAUUCCAAGGGAGGUGCCAAGGCAGCUGCCACUCCCCUACCCCUUGGGGCUGCACCUCUGGACACCCCCGGGAACCCCGACCUCUCCUCUCUGGCCAAGCAAUUGCGAUCAUCAAAAGGUACUUUGGACCUGGGUGACAUCUUCCCUGCCGGGGGCCCUCGGCAGGCUCCGCUGAGCGGGGACGAGCCCCCCGGAGUUCAGCUGGGCGGGAAGCAGGCCCAGGCUGAGAAUGGCGUGGCCUCAGGGACUGCCAAGGCUGAGAAGGUCCCGGCCUGCUCCCGUGGUGGCUACCGGCUACUUCCGAGCAACCCCCGCGCCCAGCGCUUUUCGGGCUUCCGGAAGGAGAAGGUGAAGAUGGACCUGUGCUGUGCUGCAUCCCCCAGCCAGGUGGCCAUGGCCUCUUUCUCCUCAGCUGGGCCACCUGUGGAGGCCCCCCGCGACUCCAAGUCCAAGCUGACCAUAUUCAACCGGAUCCAGGGUGGAAACAUCUACAGGCUCCCUCACCCCAUAAAAGAGGAGAACAUAGCCAGCAGCUGUAGCCAGCAGAAUGGGGGCCCUCCUGACCGGGUGGAGUCCCGGAGCACCUAUGUCUGCAAGAACUGUGGCCAGAUGUUUUAUACUGAGAAGGGGCUGGGCAGCCACAUGUGUUUCCACAGUGACCAGUGGCCAUCCCCUCGGGGCAAGCAGGAGCCACAGGUGUUUGGCUCAGACUCUUGCAAGCCUCCAAGACAGGUGCUGAGACCCGAGGGGGACAGGCAGAGCCCCCCAGGAGCCAAGAAGACUUUGGAUGGCCUGGCAGCAGCCCCAGUAGUAGCCUCUGUACCUGUCCCUGUGGCUUCCAUGAGCCGGCCCCCUGGGAGCACAACCAAGGGACAGGAAAGGGAGCGGGAGGAGAGAGAUGGCAAGGAGAGCCCACACCGGAAGCGGAAGAAGCGCCCCCAGCCCAAGGCCCUGCUCAUCCCCCCACCGCCCGCCCCGACGUUUGGGGAGCUGGGCACCGGGGGCUGCCACCAGAGCUGCUUGCGUUCCCCCGUGUUUCUGGUGGACCGCCUACUGAAGGGGCUGUUCCAGUGCUCACCCUACACUCCGCCACCCAUGCUCAGCCCCAUCCGUGAGGGCUCGGGGCUCUACUUCAACACACUGUGCUCCGUGUCCGCCCAGGCCGGUCCCGACAGGCUCAUCAGUGGCACGUUUGACCAAGGGGAUGGCAGCAUCAGUGUCUCCGUGCUGAAGGACGAUACCAAGAUCAGCAUCGAACCGCAUAUCAACAUUGGCAGCCGGUUCCAGGCUGAUGUGCCGGAGUUGCAGGAGCGGCUGCUGGCCGGGGCAGAUGAAUGUGGUGCUUCCCUGGUCUGGAAGCCAUGGGGAGACGUGAUGAACAACCCAGAGACCCAGGACAGAGUGGCCGAGCUCUGCAACGUGGCCUGUUCAAGUGUGAUGCCAGGAGGGGGCACCAACCUGGAGCUGGCACUGCACUGCCUGCACGAGGCUCAGGGCGAUGUGCAGGUCGCUCUGGAGACUCUCCUGCUCUCUGGUCCCCAGAAACCACGGACCCACCCCCUUGCCAACUACCGCUACACAGGUUCUGAUAUCUGGACCCCUGUGGAGAAGAGGCUCUUCAAGAAGGCCUUCUGUGCCCACAAGAAAGACUUUCACUUGAUACACAAAACGAUCCAGACCAAGACUGUAGCCCAGUGUGUGGAGUAUUACUACAUCUGGAAAAAGAUGAUUAAGUUUGACUGUGGCCGAGCGCCUGGGCUGGAAAAGAGGGUCAAGAGAGAGGCAGAAGAGGCCGAGAGGACGGAGGCCAAGGUCACGUGCAGCCCUCGGGAGAGGCCCAGCCAUCGCCCAACUCCAGAGCUAAAGAUGAAGACCAAGAGCUACCGGCGGGACUCAAUCCUCAACUCUAGUCCCAACCCGGGCCCCAAGAGGACCCCAGAGCCCCCAGGGAGCGUGGAGGCCCAGGGCGUGUUCCCCUGCAGAGAGUGUGAGAGGGUGUUCGACAAGAUCAAGAGCAGAAAUGCGCACAUGAAGCGGCACCGCCUCCAGGACCACGUGGAGCCUGUGGUGCGUGUCAAGUGGCCAGUGAAGCCUUUCCAGCUCAAGGAGGAGGAAGAGGAGGAGGAGGAGCUGGGGGCGGGCAUCGGCCCCCUGCAGUGGUGA